GAGCUGUCAAAACAGCCAUCCAAAAUACAGAAGAGAAAGUCCCGCAUUCCCCCAGAUUGUCUUUGGCUAUAAUUCGAGAAAAUAAUAUGGUAGACGAAGGAACCAAAAAGACUCUGAGUGGAAUACCGCUGCUACAGACCCGGGCAGGACCUAGGGAGAAGGACAUAUGGGUACAACGCCUGAAAGAGGAGUAUCACGCAUUAAUUAAGUAUGUUCAAAAUAACAAGGACUCUGGCACAGACUGGUUCCGGUUGGAAUCGAAUAAGGAAGGAACAAAAUGGUUUGGCAAAUGCUGGUACGUUCACAACUUGCUGAAGUACGAGUUUGAUGUGGAGUUCGAUAUACCAGUAACUUAUCCUACCACAGCACCGGAAAUUGCACUGCCCGAAUUGGAUGGGAAAACUGCAAAAAUGUACAGAGGCGGGAAAAUUUGCUUAACUGAUCAUUUCAAACCUCUGUGGGCGAGAAAUGUACCCAAGUUUGGAAUAGCACAUGCAAUGGCUUUAGGGUUGGCACCAUGGCUUGCUGUUGAAAUCCCAGACAUGAUAGAGAAAGGUAUUGUGGUGUAUAAAGAGAAGAGUGAAGCCGCUUCAUAGCUUAGAUAAUUGCUUUUUAAUUCAUUAAUAAAAUGUUACAGAUUUUUCCAAAAAAAAAA
Messenger RNA from Hermetia illucens (black soldier fly), 655 nucleotides. RefSeq names its product ubiquitin-fold modifier-conjugating enzyme 1 (gene Ufc1). The transcript has 4 exons. Gene Ontology annotation, molecular function: UFM1 conjugating enzyme activity. Gene Ontology annotation, biological process: protein K69-linked ufmylation. The record is from RefSeq and is a predicted model, not a curated record. The coding region runs from base 87 to 596 and encodes 169 amino acids. Lineage: Eukaryota; Metazoa; Arthropoda; Insecta; Diptera; Stratiomyidae. Gene Ontology annotation, cellular component: cytoplasm.